UUAUUAAUUUCAACGUAGAAGCAACUUCCUUGGAUUUGGUACCAUUUACCAUCAAGGUUGUGUUGUGGUGGAUUUUGCUUGAAUUGGCAACGUAGGAGAAACCUCUUUGGAACACUGACAAAGCCAUGAAUGCGAUCUUUCUCAGAAGCCUGUCCUUCCACGCGCGCCGUCUUCGUCUUUCUCCCACUGCUUCACUAUUCUCUCUUACCGCUCCCACCUCCUUCUCUUCUCGCUCCAAUGCUCCUGACAAAACCCACUCCCUCGUUGAAGACAUUAGCAACGAAGAGCUGAAGAGGCGUGUCGCAAAACUUCAAGAGGGUGAUGCUGAGGCGAUUCCUUCUGUGUUUGAAGCUAUACUGCAGAGGUAUUUAGUGGGGAAGCCUAUUGAAGCUGACGAGGAGUUGAUGAAGGAAAUUCUAGGGAGACGGACACUGUCGGAAGAUGAAGAGGAGGAGUGUGAUUCUGAUUGGGAGGAGGAAAUAGAUGACUCUAAAAUUGAAAAUGAAGAUAUUGAUCUUGGUUUUAAAGGAAGGAGUAAAAUUGAUGAAGGAAAGAAUAAGAGAUAAUAUAAGUCUGCAACUGCACAGCGGCAGUCAAGAUUUCAAAUCAACCUUAAAUUCUUUGUUUGUGUUGUGUAACAGACAUCUGGAGAUGCCUUUGGGCUGCUGCUGUUAAGCCAUUUGGUGUUUGCUUUUAAUUCUUUGAAUGUAGUGGUUUUUACCUUAGUCUUUUGUCCUGAUUAGAAAUUUUAGAAUUUUGUACUCAAUCUGAACUGAGAAAUUAAAUUACAUCAUACGUUUAUAUAGGAGAAAACUUACUAGGUACUUAAA
Vigna unguiculata (cowpea) is the source of this 830-nucleotide messenger RNA. RefSeq lists its product as uncharacterized. The record is from RefSeq and is a predicted model, not a curated record. NCBI's taxonomy places the organism in Eukaryota, Viridiplantae, Streptophyta, Magnoliopsida, Fabales, Fabaceae.